This is a messenger RNA of Candidozyma haemuli, 1380 nucleotides long. Its product is annotated as S8 family peptidase. Gene Ontology annotation, biological process: proteolysis. The record is from RefSeq and is a predicted model, not a curated record. Gene Ontology annotation, molecular function: serine-type endopeptidase activity. NCBI's taxonomy places the organism in Eukaryota, Fungi, Ascomycota, Pichiomycetes, Serinales, Metschnikowiaceae. Bases 1 to 1380 code for a protein of 459 amino acids. The transcript has a single exon.
AUGCACUUUCGCUUAGCUAUCCCGUUGGUGCUUGCCCACCAGGCCGCCGCUAUGGUGCUUCCUUCGCUUAAUGGUUUUGACGUGGAGUCUGUCUUUGGUGAAACCGCCAUCCUCGCUCGUGAGCCCGAGUCGGAUGCUGCUCCUUCGAAUUCUGCCUCUGCUCGUGCCUCUGGCCCGGCUCCUUUGAUUAAGGCUGCCAAUGCCGUGCUGAACAGAUACAUUGUUGUGUACAAUGAUGGCGUGUCGAAGAGUGACGUGGAAUCCCACAAUAGCUGGAUUUCGAACCUUGUGAGUAAGAGAGCCGUGGCCGAGGAGCAGGAGGACGAUAAGACCGUCAACUUCUUUGGCUUGCCUUCGCUUCUGGGUUACCUGGGCUUGUUUUCCAAGGAUAUCUUGGGCGAGAUCCAGAACAGUCCUUUGGUGAAGUAUGUCGAGGAGGACGCCGAGAUUGACCUCUAUAGCGCCAAGGUCCAGGACGGUGCCACUUGGGGUAUUUCCAGACUUUCUUCUCGUAAGAACGAUGGUUCUUUGGACUCGUACGUUCACGACCCAUCUGGUGGCGAGGGUGUUACUGCCUAUGUCGUUGACACUGGUGUGAAGGUCGGCGAUGCUGACUUUGAAGGCCGUGCUGUCUACGGUAAGGCUGUCGCUUUCCCACGCUUGCCAGUGGACCUCCACGGUCACGGCUCUCAUGUUGCUGGUACUAUCGGUUCCAGAACCUGGGGUGUGGCUAAACUGGUUGACAUUGUGGCUGUGGGCGUCAUGGGUCCAUUGGGCACUGGUUUGACUUCUGACAUCAUCAAGGGCAUUGAAUAUGUCGUUCAGGACCACCAGGAAAACAUCCAGAACAAGAAGAAGGGCUUCAAGGGCUCCACUGUCAACAUGUCUAUUGGUGGAGGUGCUUCUGACGCUUUGGAUGCUGCUGCCAAUGCUGCUACCAAGGCUGGUGUGCACGUUAUUGUGGCUGCUGGUAACGACAACGAAGAUGCUUGCAGCUACUCUCCUGCUAGAGCCAGUGGCCCAAUCACCGUUGGUGCUACUGACAGAAACGACAAGAAGGCUGAAUUCUCCAACCACGGCAAGUGUGUUGAUAUCCAUGCCCCAGGUGUGGACAUUGAGUCCAUUGGCCUCCUUUCUAGCCCUCAGGGCAUGUCUGGUACCUCGAUGGCUGCUCCACACAUCACCGGUUUGGUGUCUUACUUCUUGUCCUUGCAGCCAGGCUUGAGCUCUGAAUUCAACAGCAACCUCAUUACCCCUGCUGAUUUCAAGAGCAAGCUCAUCAAGUAUGGUACCGAAGAUAUCAUCAAGGGUCUCAGCAAGAACACCGUCAACAUCCUCGCUUACAACGGUGCCGAGAACACCACUGAGAUCUGGGAGUAG